Messenger RNA from Anisakis simplex (herring worm), 444 nucleotides. The record is from the annotation of a GenBank genome assembly. NCBI's taxonomy places the organism in Eukaryota, Metazoa, Nematoda, Chromadorea, Rhabditida, Anisakidae.
GUACACUCGAUAAGCGCAUCGCCUGAGGCUCACAUAUGGGAGCACUUGUUGUUGCUGAUCAGAUGUCCAUCCCUCGCACUAUCAGCAACAAUCGGGAAUGCGGAAGUAUUGCAUGAAUGGCUGAAGUGCGCUGAACAAUCGAAGGCACUCAAAGGACAAACUAUAAGAAAGGUUGAAUUGAUCAGGUAUGGUGAACGUUAUUCGGAAUUAGAGCUGUGCAUGCAGCGUAUUGAUGAGGAUGAUUUCGAUGAAACGCUCAAAGAAAAUGGCCACGAAAACGGGUCAAAAUCAGUGCUUCAACACUUCAUGCCUUACGGUGUCUACAAACCAGUUAAAUUGUCAAUGUUCGGUAUACCUGACGAUCAGCAAUUAACUGCUAGACAGAUAUUUGAUCUGUAUAAUGCACUCGCUGAAGUUGACGAGAAAGUCAAGUAUGUUGUAUAA